UCUUUUUUUUGUUUUUGGAGUUUAGCGAUAAAAGCCUCCCGCGAUCGCCGUUCGAGACGAAGAUCGUGAUAUUAAAGGCUAUAUUUCGUACAGCACGUGCACGCGUAUCUGGAGAGCUCCUCCCCCCUGGGUGUACACCAAAGUCGAUAUACUCGUAUACAUUUUUUUCUUCUUUUUUUUUUGUUUUCGCCUUGGGUUACACAAUAACUCUAUAAUAGGACCGUGUGUGCCUUCUUUUCAUAUAUAUAUCUAUAGUCGAUCGGGCGAUCAUCGCACUUGCACCGCAACGCACACGUAUAAAGACAGACACAGACACUCACACACAUACACGUGUGUGCGCCCGCAAACAACGAGUGCGCGAGAUUAGACAAACUGCAGAUAGAGAGAGAGAGAGAGAGAGAGAGAGAACAGUGAGCCGCCGAUACUACAUGUGAAAAAAAUUGGAUAAUCAUCGGAUCCCAUCGAGAGAGCAACAAAGUGCGAGGCAUAUAACCAGAGAAGCAGCAGCGCAGCGAUUAUAAAUCAUGGCACUGGGAUCACAAGUGGAAGGUGAGGUCGAGUCGACGACCAACAGUAGUGGCAGCGGCAGCAGCAGUAGUGCCAGUAGCACUGCACCCACUGCGACAGCCAACAAUCGCAGCAGCAGCAACAGCAGCAAUAACCAAACUAUGACCACGACGAAUUCAACGACGUCGUCCUCGUCGAAGACAGUCGCCGCCGCCGCAGCUGCAGCUAACGCAGCACCGGCCGCCGUAGCUGCGACUGCCAACGGCGACGAUGCUCGUGCCGCUCAAACCGAGGCAACGAGAUCAAAGCAAAAUGGUAGCAACAACCAGCAGCAGCAGGAAAACGUGCUGGAAAAGGGCGAAGUCGAGGCCACCAAAGAGGGCGAGAAGGAGAACAAAGACAAAGACGGCGCGGACGGCGGCGACGACACCAACAAAGACAAGGACAACAGCAGCGACCAGGAGGUCGUGUUCAUCCAGGACAUGGGCUUCACCGUGAAGAUCUGCAGCCCGCACUCGGAGCCCUUUCACAUUCAGGUCUCGAGCAUGGAACUCGUCCAGGAGAUCCAUCAGCUGCUGAUGGACCGCGAGGACACGUGCCAUCGCACCUGCUUCUCGCUCCAGCUCGACGGCAACACCCUGGACAAUUUCGCCGAGCUCAAGAACAUCGAGGGCCUCAAGGAGGGCUCGGAGAUCAAGGUGGUGGAGGAGCCCUACACGAUGCGAGAGGCGCGCAUACACGUGAGACACGUGCGCGACCUCCUCAAAAGCGUCGACCCGGCGGACGCCUAUAACGGCGUGGAGUGCAGCUCGCUGUCGUUCCUCAACGUCGUCACGAACGGCGACAUACUCGAGAAGAAGAGUAAGAGCCGCGCCGACUCGGUGGACUGCACGCCGCCCGACUACAUACUGCCCGGCGGCGCAGGCGCAGGUCGCGAGAGGCCGCUGCUGCCGCUGCAGCCCCAGGCCAAGGAGCAGAGGUGUCCGCCCUGCCUCAAGGUGCUCACCACCAGCAGCUGGAAUCCGCCGCCCGGCUAUCGCAAGCUCCACGGCGAUCUCAUGUAUCUGCACGUGGUGACCCUCGAGGACAAGCAGUUCUACCUGACCGCGUGCGCCCGAGGCUUCUUCGUCAAUCAGUCGACCAAGGAGACGUUCAACCCGAAGCCCUCGGUGCCCUGCCACCUCUGUCACAGUCUCAUCGAUCUGCUCAACUACCUGAGUCCGGCCUUUAAGCGCGGCUUCGCCGCCAUGCAGCGCAGGCGCACCCAGCGCCAUCCGUUCGAGCGCGUCGCCACCCCGUAUCAGCUGUACGCCUGGUGCGCGCCCCAGAUCGAGCACACCGUCGACGCCAUCCGCGCCGAGGACACGUUCUCGUCCAAGCUCGGCUACGAGGAGCACAUACCCGGCCAGACGCGCGACUGGAACGAGGAGCUGCAGACCACCCGCGAGCUGCCGCGCAAAAAUCUGCCCGAGCGACUGUUGCGCGAGCGCGCCAUCUUCAAGGUGCACAGCGACUUCGUGGCGGCGGCGACGCGCGGCGCCGUCGCCGUGAUCGACGGCAACGUCAUGGCCAUCAAUCCCGGCGAGGAGCCCAAGAUGCAGAUGUUCAUCUGGAACAACAUCUUCUUCUCGCUGGGCUUCGACGUGCGCGACCAUUACAAGGAGCUGGGCGGCGACGCGGCGGCCUUCGUGGCGCCGCGCAACGAUCUGCAGGGCGUGCGCGUCUACGCGGCGGCGGAUCUGCCCGGCCUCUACACCCUCGGCACGGUGGUGAUCGAUUAUCGCGGCUAUCGCGUCACCGCCCAGUCCAUCAUACCCGGCAUACUGGAGCGCGAGCAGGAGCAGUCGGUCGUUUACGGCUCCAUCGAUUUCGGCAAGACCGUGCUCACUCAUCCCAAGUACUUGGAAUUGUUGAGCAAAGUCGGCCACCAGCUGAAGAUAUUGCCGCACAAGGUCGUCAACGACGCCGGCGAGGAGAUCGAGCUCUGCAGCAGCGUCGAGUGCAAAGGCAUCAUCGGCAACGAUUCCCGGCACUACGUUCUCGACUUGCUGCGCACCUCGCCUCCGGACGUAAAUUUCCUCAAGAUCGAAGGCUUGGAGCUGAGCGAGGCGUCCAGAGCGUUGGGCUUCCCCAUCGAGCACAAGCACAAGCUGUGCUGCCUUCGCCAGGAGCUGAUCGACAAUUUCGUCGAGGCCAAGUACGUGCAGUUCAUCAAGCACGCCGCGGUCAGUCUGCAGAAGAUGGCCAAGCGUCUGCCCGACAAGUCCAACAAGGACGAGAAGAAAGAGAUCGAGCCGGAGAAAAAGGAGAGUACCGUCGUCGACAGCAACAAGGCGGACUCCUCGGCGCAAGCCAGAAUCGAGGCCGAAGCGGCCAAAAAGGUCUUGCAGGACAUGAACAACACAUGCGGUGAGGAAAAAAAGCAUAAAAACACAUGGGAGAUCGUGAAAAGAGUGGCUGCCGCAAUGUUUAGAGAGAAAUUCGACAAUAAAUUCAAUAUAAAAAAUUUUGAAUUUCUAGCCGAGGAAAGCACAAAGGAAAUCGUACAAAAAGCGGCUGCCGCAGUCGGUAGCUUGAAAGAGACUGAGUUCGACAUUAAAUUCAAUCCGGACGUCUUCUCGCCCGGCGUCACUCACGUCGACCCGGAAGGCCCGGACUUCAAAAAACAGAAAGAUCUCGUCAGAGACGCGGCUGAAUUUUUACUCACCGCUCAGCUUCCAGCUUUCAUUCGCGAAUGUCUGGACCACACGCCGGCCGCCAUGGACGGCGGCACCCUGAUCGAGGCGCUGCACGGCCGCGGCAUCAACGUGCGCUACCUCGGCAAGCUCGCCAACAUGCUGUCGAGCAAGCCCACCCUGCAGUACCUGCACCGUAUCUGCGUGUCGGAGCUGCUGCUGCGCUCGGCCAAGCACAUCUUCACCACGUACAUGCAGGGCACCGAGCUGAUGUGCCUCACCGCCGCCGUCAGUCACUUCCUCAACUGCUUCCUGUCCUCGGCCCAGCUCAACAAUCCCCAGCAGAAUCUCGAGGAGCUGCAGAGCAAGACGGCGAAGCGGCGCAACAAGCGCAAGGGCGGCGGCGUGCCCGAGCCCGACAACGAGUGGGCCCUGCUCACGCCCAAGUCGCUCUGGCAGCAGAUCCGGGCCGAUCUCAAGGCCUACUACGACUGGGAGAGUCCCGUAUCCGAGUCCAUCGACGUCGCCAUCGAGUUCUUCAAUCUGCAAAAGAUCACGCUGCUGCGCGCCUUCUGCAUCAAGACCGGCAUCCAGAUAAUGCUCAGGGAGUACGUAUUCGACAACAGGAAUCGCGCCACCUUCUUCGAGGAGGACAUACUGAACAUCUUCCCGGUCGUCAAACACAUUAAUCCACGCGCUACCGACGCGUACAACUUCUACACAACCGGCCAGAACAAAAUCCAGCAGGGCUACCUGAAGGACGGCUACGAGCUCAUCAACGAGGCGCUCAAUCUCCUCAACAACGUCUACGGCGCGAUGCAUCCGGAGAUCGCCCAGUGCUUGAGAAUGCUCGCGCGACUGAACUACAUCAUGGGAGAUCACGCCGAGGCUCUCGCGACCCAACAGAAGGCCGUGCUCAUGUCCGAGCGCGUCAACGGAAUCGAUCAUCCGUACACCAUCACCGAAUACAUACAUCUGGCUCUGUAUUCGUUCUCCAAUGGACAAGUGUCGGCGUCUCUGAGGCUUUUGUACAGAGCGCGGUAUCUCGCUUUGCUCGUCUGCAGCGAGGAUCAUCCUGAAAUUGCCCUGCUCGACAGCAACAUCUCCCUGAUAUUGCACGCGGUCGGCGAGUACGAGCUCGCGCUGCGCUUCAGCGAGCACGCGCUGCGCCUGAGCAACCGCUACUUCGGCGGCCGCUCGCUCAAGGCCGCCCUGGCCCAUCAUCUGGUGGCGCGCGUGCGCAACUGCAUGGGCGACUUCCGCGGCGCCCUGAACAACGAGAAGGAGACCUUCUCGAUCUACAAGCAGGUGCUGGGCGAGACGCACGAGAAGACGCGCGAGUCCAGCGAGUGCCUGCGCCACCUCACCCAGCAGGCCGUCGUCCUCCAGAAGAAGAUGAACGAGAUCUACACGGGCAAGACCGGCGUCAGUCUGCCGCCGAUACAGGUGCAAGCCACCUGCAUGGGCACCGUCCUGGACUGUCUCAACAGCGUCAACGGCAUCGUGUUCGUGCAGGUGAGCCCCGCCGACAUCGAGAACUUCAAGGCGGAGAUCGCCAAGCGCCAGCCCGGCGCCACCGUGACGAGCCUGAUCGACCCCGAGGCCAGUGGCGGUGAUGAGUCCGCCGACCCGGCCGACAACCCGGCAAUCGAGAACGGCAGCAGCAACGACGUCGACGCCAGCAGCAGCAGCAGCAGCGUCAAGGAGACGGCGACCGAAAAGAAGCAGCAACAACAGCAGGAGCUCACGACCCAGAGCUGAAUUAAAAAUUUAUCGUACUACGCGAAGCAGCCGCUGCUCGUUGUGCUCGUCGACGAGCGUGCAGCCUAAACUCAACUGUUAUUAUAUACUAAAUGUGCCGUCGAUGAGACGAAAAAAAAACCGAUCGGCUCGCGGGUGCGUUCAAUCUUGCGUUUUUACUACUUUACUAUAUUAUGAUUAAUUAUAACGGAUAAGAAUGAUGAAAUUAAUAAUAUCGAUACGCAUACAAAGUUACAUGAAAUUGUUUUGUAUGAUACGGAAUGAUGGGACAGUCGAAGUCAACCAUCUAUUUUCUCGUAAUCUUUUUUUUUCUUUUUUCUUUCAUAAUCUGAGCAAAGCCAAUGUUACGUUGACUUAUCGAUGAUUUCAGAAAGUAAUUGCACUCUUUCGUGAAAAACAAUAACCGCCUGUUAGUUGAGAUUUUUUAAUGCAACAACAAUUUUCAAACUUAUUGUAAGAUUGACGACGAUAUGUUGACGAAGAGAGAAAAAUCAACGACGUUUUUACAUAAAAAAAAAAAAAAAAUGAGAGUAACGUGUUGCUAGUUUACAAUACUGAGCCUGUGACUGCAACGUUAGUCGCGAGGCUAUGGGAAUUUCAACGAAGUAUGUAUAUUCCGAGAUUUGAUGUGAAAAUUCUCGGUGCCUUGAAUGAGAAUCAAUUGAAUAUGAUGAUGAUCGUUAAGUUUUUUCUAAUAAUUGCAUAUAUUAAUGAACUUAUUGAAUGUUUCUUAUUUCUAUUAAUCUCGCGCAAAUCAAAUUGCACUUUGAGACUCAAAGUGUUAUUAUUGAUAUAAAUACUCAAAGUAGUUCGUUUGAACUAUUGAUUGUUGAAUUCUCUGCAAGUGAUUGUUAUUUGUUGAAAAUUACCCGAGCUUAUCACGGAAAGAGUAGAGUAUAAACUCGAUAUUUUUUAUCGUUUUCAACUGAACUUUCAAGCCAACUAAACAUAAAUAAUCAUUUUCUUGUCUUGUACAAUUAACUUUCUUGGCGUAUCUUUGAAAGUUUUUUUCAAAACGCAUGUCAUCGUUGUGCAUGAGACUGUUAGGUCGAACAAAUGAAACGUUGAGCGAUUCUUGCGUACAUGUAAUUAUACGAAGAAAAAAAUUAUUUUAAUAAUUCCCAACGUGGCGAACAAAGUUGUAUAUUAAAUCACAUUCUCAUAAUGAAUCAUGAGCUAUGUACCGUUCCUUUCUUUUCUUUACAAAGGAAAUUUUGUUACUAAUUUAUGAAUGCGAAUGAGGGUGUACGUUGCGCGCUAUAAAUAUAGUGUAUAAAAAAAAAAUUAUCAAUUACUCAUACGUGACGAAAUCGAAUUAAGUUAAUUCGGAAAAGACUGUGCAUAUUAAAGAUAAUUUGAUAACUAAAAACCAAAAUGCAUAAAAUGAAAUUAAAGAAAAAAAAUUAAAUCAAUUUAAAAAACACCGAUUAAAGCUUGAAUUGAGCGUUAAUAGAAAUUACGAUAAUAUCACAUUAUUAUUUCCUAAUAAUGCAAUAAGUUAUUAUUAUGUAGAAAAACACCAAAAGUGCUUCCUAUAAUUCUGCCUGAUUAAUAUUUUUCGAAUGGUAAAUUAGUACCAUCUCAUUGUUUUAUUUUAAUAGUUUUAGUUCUUUUCUUAGUUCUAAUUCUAUUUUUGCGAUUUCCUAGACAGAGUUUGAAUGUUUUAGUUUUUUUUAUCUCUAAGUUGUUGAAUUAAUUCGAAUAAUAUAUAUAAAAAUAUAUAUACAUAAAAU
This is a messenger RNA of Trichogramma pretiosum, 6676 nucleotides long. RefSeq names its product clustered mitochondria protein homolog (gene clu). Gene Ontology annotation, biological process: intracellular distribution of mitochondria. Gene Ontology annotation, cellular component: cytoplasm. The record is from RefSeq and is a predicted model, not a curated record. The transcript is spliced from 9 exons. The coding region runs from base 525 to 4943 and encodes 1472 amino acids. NCBI's taxonomy places the organism in Eukaryota, Metazoa, Arthropoda, Insecta, Hymenoptera, Trichogrammatidae. Gene Ontology annotation, molecular function: protein binding; mRNA binding.